UAGGAGGAGUACAAUGUGAGUUAGCUUUAGUAUUUGUUAGUGAGUUCAUAACUGAAAAGGCCAUGAAGACGAGCUUGGCAUGCAUUCUUAUUUUCCUUCAGUUCUUUGAAGCCUCUUCUGAGUUGAUCCUCCAGCAGCUGACGGAGAGCCAGUCUCUGGAGCUCUCCUGUUUUACUCAGCUGGAGCCCGGCAGCCUGACGGGCCUCUACCUUUACCACCGCAGCGCCCACAGCCAGACCACCCUGCUGUCCAUGGCUGUGGGGGGUGAGCUCAGGGUCGCCCUGGGGUACAAGGGGCGUCUGCAGCUGAAUGGAGGUCUGGACUCCCUGCAGGUUAACGUGACUGUGUCCCAGUUACAGCACAGCGACACGGGACUCUACAUGUGGGAGCUGACCUACAUGGAGGACAACAGGUCUGAUCAGAUCACCCUCAGCGCUCACACGGUUUUCUUGUUAGUUGAAGGGACAGGAAGGCCAUGCCAGUGCUCUCCCAUUUACCCUCCUCUGCUCUUCACCAUCUUCACAGUAGGAGGGAUUCUUCUGCUCACACUCAGCUGGCUGGCCGUAGAGAAAUGUGUGAAGGCGAGGUAUCACAGACCACAACCUCCGGUUCCUAUCUAUGAGGAAAUGACCAGGAAGCAGCAGAAUGUUGAAAAUAACCCUGAGACACCCCCACACCUGGAGGAAGCAGACUUCCCUGUGUACGCUAACCCAAACAUCCGACAACCACAGGAUAACUACUACGCUUGUCCCAGACAGCUCGCCCUCAGAGCGUCACGUGACUUCUGUUGUAGCAAAGAUUCACAGGAAGCGACAUCAGCUCUUUACCGUGUUUAAUAUGAGAGCGAGAGGCUAUUUCCCAUCCAGGAAGUAAGAACAUCUCAGUUAGGUGGAAGAGCGACAAACGACAAAUAGGACGUUUUUAACAGCCAAGAAAAAAAUGCUAUUUUAUUAAUAUUUGAAAGAAGCUCCAUAGUUCAUGAAAACAUUUGUCUCGGUGCAUGUCAUUUAACAAUCACAUUCUAUGAGGAGAAAGAGAUAUACAGAGAGAGAAAAAUAAAACAUUACAAGCCACUGACUUUUCAUUAAAUCUCAGUACAGACAUUUUUACUUAAUAUUUCGAAAAGAAAAAAAAAAUGCAAAAAAAAAAGAAAGAAAGAAAACAAAGCAGCCGUAAUCCCAGAUCCCCCACCCCACCCUAAAAAAAAAACAACCUUUAAAACUGAGAAAACCCCUUGAGGGUGACAGGCUAGAAUCCCACAGUGCUAAAGAGUGAGACGCUCAUUGGUUUUAGGAAUACACAGCAUGGCGAUGUAGCGCUAGGUCAAUCUGAAUCAGGGGGAAGGAAGCUGGAGGUGGAGGGCUAUACAUGAAUCACCUCUCCACCCCGCCUCCACCCCCUUAAAAACAAAUAAAAAACACAUUGGAUCCCAAAAACCCCUGCAAUAGAUCAGCCACUUAAGAAGUAGGCCAUAAAAUCCCCAUCUUCCGCCCCCCCCCCCCUCCCCACAAACGCUUGUGCAUAGUUUCAUGAUCCUUUACAACCAGCUCAUGUUUUACAAACAUCCUCCAAAAUGUGAAAAAUGUUCCACAAAAGUCUGAUUUUUUAUGUUAUUUUAUUAUACCCGCUGUGGGAGAAUGAGAGAAAGAGUAAUGCACAAUGUUCCUGAUUCAGUCAGGACGGGACCUCAUUAAGAAAACACAAUAAAGAUUCAAACAUA
This is a messenger RNA of Eleginops maclovinus (Patagonian blennie), 1720 nucleotides long. RefSeq lists its product as uncharacterized. The transcript has 4 exons. The record is from RefSeq and is a predicted model, not a curated record. Gene Ontology annotation, molecular function: signaling receptor activity. Lineage: Eukaryota; Metazoa; Chordata; Actinopteri; Perciformes; Eleginopidae. Gene Ontology annotation, cellular component: membrane. Bases 63 to 836 code for a protein of 257 amino acids. Gene Ontology annotation, biological process: adaptive immune response.